AUGGAUCGCAGCUUGGACGAUACCAUUGCUGAUCGUCAGCGACGAGAAAAUCGUGGUGGACGAAGAGCUCCUCCUCCAGCGCCACGGCGUAGGGACUACAACUACCCUCGCGAUGGAGUCAAAAAGUCUACGAGAGACGAUCGAACGAACCUUGACAAUGACUGGGUCCAUGACCGCUACGAUGACGAGCCGGACAACUUCGGGGGUCAAGACCGUUCGAGGGAACGUAAGGAUCGCCGACGUAAUCGGUCUCCUGAGCCCGACCGGAAACCUCCGCCAGCCAAAAUACGAGUCGACAAUUUACAUUACGACCUAACUGAGGACGAUAUCUAUGACUUGUUCACCCGAAUUGCCCCUGUGGUGGACGCUCGACUUCGCUACGACCGAGCUGGACGCUCUGAAGGCGUUGCCUUUGUGACAUACGAGCAUGUCGCGGAUGCCAGGGCUGCAAUUCGCGAUUUUGAUGGAGCUAAUGCGAAAGGACAGCCUAUUCGACUGACUCUUCUACCACUCCCUCGCCGAGACAAUCCGUUUGAUCGUGUGGAGAACCCGAAGAGUCUUUUCGACCGGAUCGAGGCUCCUGGUAGCCGCAAUCGAAGGCGCAGCCAGAGUCCAGUGGACGAGAUGGAGGCUGAUCAUUCAGCUCGCCGAGGUCCUCGGAGAGGUCCACCAACGGACCGAAGAAGCGAUGUGACUAAGCCAGCUCCCGAGAACAUCGAUCGAUAUAUCCCAGGUCGUGAUAGUCGAAGUUCCAGUCAUCGUGGAGGUCGUAGACCCGGUGAGAGGCGCGAGCGAGCUGCUAGAGAUCCCGAAGGGCACAAGGUGGUCAAUGGUCGACCACGAAAGACAGCCGAGGAGCUUGAUGCUGAGAUGGAUAACUACUGGACCAGCGCUGGCAAUGCCCAGGGAGAGAACGGCGGCGAAAGCGCACCAGCUGCUAUGGCACAUGGAGGAAACGACGUUGACAUGAUUGAGUGA
Molecule: messenger RNA, 978 nt
Organism: Exophiala xenobiotica
Lineage: Eukaryota; Fungi; Ascomycota; Eurotiomycetes; Chaetothyriales; Herpotrichiellaceae
Exons: 7
Coding region: 1-978 (325 amino acids)
Biological process (GO): mRNA export from nucleus
Cellular component (GO): nucleus
Molecular function (GO): mRNA binding
Source: RefSeq, a predicted model, not a curated record